Messenger RNA from Angiostrongylus costaricensis, 208 nucleotides. The record is from the annotation of a GenBank genome assembly. NCBI's taxonomy places the organism in Eukaryota, Metazoa, Nematoda, Chromadorea, Rhabditida, Metastrongylidae.
AUCUUAGCACUGAUCACUGUCUUAUCAGUACUCACUUGACCUUCGGUGUUGUGUGGAGAUUGUCAGUGUUUUUUAGCUAUUCCGUCACCUCACCUCUCCACUGUGGGCAAAUUUGCGGCCGAUAACGCGUUCCUCGAAAAAGCGACCAGCAUCACGACCACCUUCGUCUCAGCUCUUCGAUAUUCAAGAAGAAAAAGAAGAAUACUAA